GAACAUAUAAAUGCUGCAGAUUAAGUCUUCUUCCUGAAUCAUCGUACAACACACGCGAAACAUGAACACUCAUAAGUUUGUCCUGUGUGUGGCUUUCUCUCUUUUAAGUCCAGUUCUCACAGAUGAAGACUUUUACCAAGUAAGAGCAUGCUGUACAUUCAAAGGGUCACACUUUGAAGAAACCGAGUACAUAUUAACUAGUUUUUUUAAUAAGAACUUGAUGAUGGAGUACAACAGCACAAGAGGCAACUGGAUGGGAUUCACAGCGUAUUCAAUUGAAGCAGCAAAAUGGUGGAACAGGGAUCUCUUUGAUGCAUUAACAAGAAAGAUCGAAAGGAAACUGUUGUGUACGGACAUGUUAGAUGCCAUCCAAUCCGUAGAUAAUCUGACAACUAUACCCACCGUCAAACUAAAAUCCUUGAAAAGGCCUAAUGGCGAGCACACAUCUACGCUUGUGUGCAGUGCCUACAACUUUUAUCCAAAACAAAUCAGAAUGAGGUGGAUGAGGAACGGCAAGGAGGUGACCACAGAUGUCAAUUACUCUGACGUGAUGCCUAAUGGUGACUGGUGCUACCAGACUCAUUCUCACCUGAAGUACAUCCCAACUUCAGCAGAAAAAAUUGCCUGCAUGGUCGAACACCUUGGUCUCUCCGAGCCGAUGUUUGUGGUCUGGGACCCCUCCCUCCCAGUGGAACAACAAACUCAGAUAGCUGUUGGACUGUGUGGACUGGUGAUUGGAUUUGUUAUUGCAAUAUCUGGAAUCAUCUACUACAUCACUGUGCGUCAAAGACAAGUGUUCAUUCCUGUGGAAUCGCCUCCUGAAGCUGGAGCAACUUAACAGCCUGAGCAAACACUAUUAAUACGGGCACGCUCCAUCCAAGGUGCCCCAAAUAUCACAGCUCUCUGAAUAAUGAUGUCUGUUGUGGGUGUUUGGGGCUUUGCAUCUUUUACCCUACAGGACAGAGGAUACAUUUGUAAUGUAGUUAAUACUCUUAUACAGUAUAGUAAUAUAUUUUAUAGAAAAAUGAUUACACUGUAUCUACUGGCAUUAACCCCCAUUAAGCAGUAAACCCUGUGAGUUAACCAGUGGUGAAAGUGGAAAAGUAGAAAAACCCUGGCACAAUAUGAUGGUUCAAAAGCUACCCACAGUGUGCACACCCACAUGGUACCUUCCUAGCAAUUAAGUAAGAGACUGAUUAUUUCAAACUAUAUAGAACCAACUAACAUUUUGUUUAUUAAUCUGAAUACCCUUAAAAUUUUAUGAUUUAUUUGAAUAUACAGUGGCUCAGAUCAUGUAUAAAGCACAAAAUAACUUGCUUUGCGUCAGCACUCAGAAGCUGUUUAAAGUCAGAGAGAGUCAAUAUGACUCAAGGGGAACAUGUUUCUUUAAAAAAAAAAAUAAGAUAAGGACAAACAUAAAGCAGAGAUGUGUUUCUGUCAGAGGAGUUAACUUGUGGAAUAGUUAUGACAGUGAUUUAAAAAAGGUGUAGUUCAUUUUCCUUGUUUAAAAACAUGUUUAAAAAUAGAGUAUUAGAAAAAUAUAUAAAUCAAGAAUGA
Messenger RNA from Haplochromis burtoni (Burton's mouthbrooder), 1557 nucleotides. Its product is annotated as class II histocompatibility antigen, B-L beta chain. The transcript has 5 exons. Gene Ontology annotation, molecular function: MHC class II protein complex binding. Gene Ontology annotation, biological process: positive regulation of T cell activation; peptide antigen assembly with MHC class II protein complex; antigen processing and presentation of exogenous peptide antigen via MHC class II. The record is from RefSeq and is a predicted model, not a curated record. Bases 62 to 838 code for a protein of 258 amino acids. Lineage: Eukaryota; Metazoa; Chordata; Actinopteri; Cichliformes; Cichlidae. Gene Ontology annotation, cellular component: MHC class II protein complex; membrane.